UAAACAAAACUAAAAUUCCUAAUAGCUCCCAUGACAAUACUUGGCUCUCUGUCCCGGUAAAGACUCGCUCUUUGCCGUCAUUCGUUCAAACUCUGCACCCCAGCUAUGGCGUUUUCCACACUAAAACCAUUGGGUUCUCAUAAUCUGAUCAGAAAUGGUGUUUUCCAAAUCGAGGUGAGUUCUGGGCCCUUGAAUUUCAGACAUGGAGAAAGCAGAGGUGCCAUUCUUUUUGCUUCUUUGAAGCAUGUCUCCAGAAGCAUCGUGUGCAGAAAUGAGCUUAGAGACCACGAAGAACGAAGUAGUGCAAAUGAGGUGAAAAAGGAGAUAAUGCGAUGCUAUGAGAUCAUACAGAGGCUCGAAAGGGGAGUUGUUUAUUUGGGUUCUUCAAGGAUGAACUCAGAUCACCCAUACUUCUUGCAGGCAGUGGAACUGGGAAGAGAGGUAGCAAUUCUAUUAGACUGCACAACGUGGACUGGAGCUGGCCCUGGCCUAAUGGACGCAGCUGCUAAAGGAGCUAUGGAAGCAGGAAAGCCAGUUGGUGGCUUCAAGAUUCGGAAAGAAGCGGGCCAAUGGACCUCAUCAAAUCUCCAUCCUUAUCUCCCCCCAGAAACAUACUUCACAUGCAGGUUCUUCUCUGCAAGAAAGCAUGGUUUAGUUGAUGCAGCUGUCAGGAAUAGGGAGUCAGAAAGGACUGCUGUGAUUGUAUUUCCAGGUGGGAUUGGCACUCUCGAUGAAGUAUUUGAAAUGCUAACUCUGAUUCAACUUCAAAGACUAGGAUCUGAAUUUCCAGUUCCAUUUGUUGUCAUCAACUAUGAUGGUUUCUACUCCAAGCUCUUGGGCUUUCUUGAGGACUGUGAGCAAUGGGGCACUGUCUCCAAAGGAGAGGUAGAAUCGUUGUGGAAAGUGUGUAGCAACAAUUUGGAGACAUUGAACUACUUGGCAGAGUUUUAUGGUGUUCCUCAUGGUAAGAGGAAUUAUAAUAUCAAAGUGGAAAGGUUACAUUAAGCAGUAUUAUUAUUAACUUUCAAUAACCAUCUCUCUUUCUCUCACAAACACACACAUACGCCAACACACAGAAAAUAGACUUCAACCCCUAGAGACUGAAAUAUUGAGAUCAGUGUUUUCAAGCUUGGGCCUUGCCCUGUAACCUGGCAGGGCCUGGUCCAGUCACCAGUCAGACUCGAUUGAGUCCAAUUUGGACUCGGUUGAGCCUUUAAAAGAUAUAACAACGGAACCUUGGGAACUGAUGAAACAGAACGAGUUCCCAGGGCAUUUCACUUGACAGAACGAGUUCCCAGGGCAUUUCACUUGGACCUGGCAUUCUGCCCGGUCAGAGUGACUUGUCCAGGUCCGAGUGACUUGUCCAAUUCCGAGUCUGACUCAGCGAGUUUUAAGAUACUGCUUGAGACAAUCAAAACUGCCAAAAAACCAGCACUCUAAGAAGCCAAUGAACAUACCAAACUGCAUGAGAAAUGCUACGCUGUCAUUUGGGAAGAAGAACUGAAAAAAAAGAAGUAAGAAUUAAAAACCUGACAUCCCAAUUUUGUACUCCCAAAUCAUCUACAAGGAAGAGCAGAUAUACCCCACCGUGAAUUUGGCACAUCAAAUACAAAUUUCACGUUUUGCUACUGAAAAUUACCCAACACUGAUUUCCCUGCUUCAGCAAUGCCAAAAGCCAAGCAUGAGUUCCCUCCAACUGGAUAAACUAGUUGCUGUGAACCAAGAUGAAGAUCUGCAAAUCCAAAAUGGAAUGUAGCAGUAGGAACCCUAAAUUCUUCGACCCCUGAAACCCUAAAACACAGUACGAAUGGCUCUGUUGGAUCCAAAACCACAAGUCCUUCACCCAUCUCCUCCCUAAAGCCAUCUACCAAUAAU
This is a messenger RNA of Amborella trichopoda, 1875 nucleotides long. The record is from RefSeq and is a predicted model, not a curated record. NCBI's taxonomy places the organism in Eukaryota, Viridiplantae, Streptophyta, Magnoliopsida, Amborellales, Amborellaceae.